AUGCUAAUACGUCUCCUGGUUCGUUUCCCUGUAGGAGAGGCUGGCGUCGCACCGUACAUAGCCGUCGUGGGACGUCGAAACGGUAUAGGUCCCGCCACAAUAGCAGUCAUCUUCACCGUCAUGGCACUCACAGCCGUCGUUUUCAAGCCCGUGUGCGGUUUCAUCAUCGACCGAACUCGAAACGUCACUGCCGUCAUCCUCGUCUUGCAAGUUCUCUGCACCCUAUCUUACGGUGUCGCUUUCUUCUGCCCCAGCGCCAUAUCUGAUGGCUCAACAUACAAGGGCAAUCUGAGUUGCUCAUUGGAAGUGUUCGAUGUCACCGGUACUUCGGGGUCGCAACAGUGUUCUUCCAGUGGAAGCGAUUCCAUAUAUUGUGUAUUGUCUUCGGAGAAAGACGUAUGGGAAGGGGUCAGCGCUCGCCUGACUACCGACAACAACAUAGUACUGGCCAACGCGUCCGAACCCUGUCAGACCCUUCUCAAGUACAACCUCCUAUCCAACGACUCCCUCGCCGUUCCGGGCGAGAUGAAGUGUUCUUGCGAUGCUGCAUUGUACAAUAACCCAAACUUCUGGAUCUACACCGUGUCCGCUAUUCUCGGCUUCGCGUUGGCCGCAGCGCUGACCAGCGUUGGUGACGCCGCCGUAAGCAACGUACUGGGCUCGGACAUCGAAGUAUUUGGCCGACAACGACUUUUCGGCAGUCUUAGCUGUGGCAUGACGUCGCCGCUGGUGGGGUACCUAGUGGACGCAGCCAGCAGGGAAAGCUCAGUCACCGAUUAUAGGCCGGGCUUCUAUGUAUUCGCCGGUGCCAUGCUUCUGGAUAUGAUCCUUAUCCUCGCCGUGCCUAGGAUGCGCGUCGCCGAAGUCUCCGUCAACUUCUUCAAGGACAUCGGGGUGCUCUUGUCAAGCCCUGAGAUCCUGCUCUUCACGUUGUUCACAUUCCUUGCGGGAUCCAUGAUGGGGUUUCUCUCCGCUUUCGAGACGUGGUUCCUGGAGGACUUGGGAACACCCACGUACCUCAUAGGCCUAAAUAAAGCAGUCCUGUGCAUCGGCGCGGAGCCCGUGCUGUUCUUUCUGUCGACGUACAUACUGAAGAAGAUUGGAUACUUCUACUCCUACUCAGUCGCGUUCUUGCUGUUCGCCUGCAAGGCCCUUGGCUAUUCGUUCCUGCGGAACGUCUGGGGCUCGCUUGCCGUGAACAUCGUUGGGGGAGCCAUUUUCCCCAUGGUGUACGCCGCGAUGGCUGUGUUCGCCAAGAAGAAGGCCAGACCCGGAACAGCCGCGUCCAUGGUCUGCAUCCUCGGAGCCAACUACGAAGGUCUCGGUUCGGCAGCAGGCAGCUUGAUAGGCGGCCUCAGCAUCGAUAAGAUCGGAGCGAGCCAGACUUUCCGCUACCUUGGCUUCUCAUCAGUGGCUGCCGCGUUCCUCAGUUCGGUGUGCUACUUGCUCCUGCACUGCAAAGCCACUCAAGAAUAUGGUAAUUACACGCAUUGGUUGUGCGAAUCUAUGUACACUUCUCCUAACUGACAUGUUUUUGCUAUUGACAGAUGUUACAACGGAGAAGCCCAGUGCAUCCACUCCUGCAGAAAAGUGAUACCACACACAUUUCACCGAAGUCCGAAUGCGAAAUACUCGUGGAAAGCCUGCCCAGCAAGCAUCGAUGGGACCGAUCUUCAAUGUGCGGCUCCAAGGCUUACUUAGCGGAUUAACCUCAAAGCGUCACAUAGCUGUGGAACAUAUGGCUAGAAAAGCUGCGGUAGAUAAAAAGAAGGAAAAGUCGCAGUUUCACCCAGCAGGCGAAGCAUCGAUUGCGAUAGCAAAUUAGUAGACAGCUAUACGAAGUAAUGAUAGUAGUCUUAUCGGCCGUAUGAACUUGUAGCUAUUCGCUUACUAACUAAAUUAACAAGCAUGGUGUCAUGCGCGCACAAGCAAACAUGAACACAUCUUACUCAAUGACCGCGCACACCCGCUUUCAAAAUGCUGGAGUGGGAAAGCGCGGCAGCAGCAGCGAGCGAAUUGACCUUUCCUGCUGCCUCUCGUUUCAACGCGAACUAAGCGCUGAGAACACAGCGCACACGAAGCUAUCAGCACUCGGCGCACUCUGUCCCCAUCGCAGAUCGCUUUCAAGAUAGGGCGCGCGUGGCCGUGCCGAAGUUGAAGGUGGCUGCAGUGUCCAUAUAAUUGAUAUCGCAAUAAAAAAUCGGCGAUUUGAAGAAGUGUCAUGGUAAGACGACGCCUCAGUCUGCUUCUUGUCGUUAUCUUGUUGCUAUUA
Dermacentor andersoni is the source of this 2272-nucleotide messenger RNA. RefSeq names its product major facilitator superfamily domain-containing protein 6-like. The record is from RefSeq and is a predicted model, not a curated record. Gene Ontology annotation, cellular component: membrane. Lineage: Eukaryota; Metazoa; Arthropoda; Arachnida; Ixodida; Ixodidae.